Molecule: messenger RNA, 1521 nt
Organism: Syngnathus acus (greater pipefish)
Lineage: Eukaryota; Metazoa; Chordata; Actinopteri; Syngnathiformes; Syngnathidae
Product: neurexophilin-1
Exons: 3
Coding region: 63-899 (278 amino acids)
Molecular function (GO): signaling receptor binding
Source: RefSeq, a predicted model, not a curated record
UCCCCACAUCAGAGAGGACGACGGCUGGACUGAAGCCAGGCGAGAAGCUUUGUGGUCCGAAUAUGCCGACCACAUGGUGCUGCUGGGCUCUGCUGCUGUCAGUCAUCUCUCUGGUGCUCGGAGCGGACUCGAGAUCAGCAAACGGCCAAAAGUCCAAAAUGAAGUCCUACUGGUCCGCUAGUAGCAAGGCAGCUCAGACUCUGUCAGUCAGCCGCUUUAUGGCCCGCACGUUGGACGGCAAGGACAACUUUACCCCGGUGGACCUGGACUUCCACAUGGAGGAGGAUUUGGAUUCGGAUUCCAAGCAGUGGACCUGGCUCUCCAACUACUCGGCUUCUUCGGCCUCGGGAGGACGCUCCCGGGCCAAGAGGAGGCCCAUCGUGAAGACAGGCAAGUUCAAGAAGAUGUUCGGCUGGGGCGACUUCCACUCCAACAUCAAGACGGUCAAGCUCAACCUGCUCAUCACCGGCAAGAUCGUGGACCACGGCAACGGAACCUUCAGCGUCUACUUCCGACACAACUCCACCGGGCAGGGCAACGUGUCGGUAGGGCUGGUCCCGCCCAGCAAGGCGGUGGAGUUCCACGUCCAGCACCACCAGCAGCAGGAGCUGCGCGUCCAGCAACAGACGGCGGUGGAGAGCAAGGAGAACAAGCUGUUCAACUGCCGCGUGGAAUACGAGAAGGUGGAACGCGGCACCCGAAACUCGCUGUGUGCCCACGACCCGUCGCAGAGUUGCCCUCAGGACCAGACCCAGAGUCACGUCUCCUGGCUGUGCUCCAAACCUUUCAAAGUCAUCUGUAUCUUCAUCACCUUUCACAGCACCGACUACAAGCUGGUGCAGAAGGUGUGUCCCGACUACAACUACCACAGCGACACGCCCUACACGCCCACCGGUUGACUGCCACCGAGGAGGAGGCAAGCGGACUCAUCCUGGUCCCCCCCCCCCCCAGCCUGGAGGCCGGCGACGGGGCGUUCAGGGAAGCUUGGACAUCUCCCUCAAAGUGAAUCAUGUAAAUACACAGACGCCACUCAGCCAGCGUUUUAUCUUUUGUUUUUAUUUCUCAUCUGUGGCUUUUUCCGCCUCAAUCACAGACGCCAAUCAGACUCCAACAAUCAGUCGGCGGGGCCUGAUUUUGAUUUCUACUGUUCAUCACGGGAGUUACGCUCAUGAUGAUUGAGAGUCUGCACUAUAAGGAGACCGUUAAAAAAAAAAAAACGUCAAGUAUUCUUUCACACUGCUGUAAAAAAAAAGGGGAGAUUAUUGUAUACUACUACAUUGAUCACAACACAAAUAAGAGGUCAAGCGUGCUUGCUUCAAGCUAUUAUUAUUCUCACUAUUGCCAUUUGGGGGGAGCACAUCAAUUUUUUCACAGAUUUUCAGGGCUUUACUGUAAUUAUUCUGUGUUGCAAGGUGUCACAUAUAAAAGUGUGUUUAUUGUGCGUCAUGUGUUUAAAAGAGCCCCGAACCUGUGGGGCUGUGACCAAUCACAUCCAGUGAAUGAAUAAAAUAUACAGAAACA